Molecule: messenger RNA, 2716 nt
Organism: Myxozyma melibiosi
Lineage: Eukaryota; Fungi; Ascomycota; Lipomycetes; Lipomycetales; Lipomycetaceae
Product: ATP-dependent protease La 2
Exons: 5
Coding region: 1-2634 (877 amino acids)
Biological process (GO): protein catabolic process; protein targeting to peroxisome; protein processing
Cellular component (GO): peroxisomal matrix
Molecular function (GO): ATP-dependent peptidase activity; serine-type endopeptidase activity; ATP hydrolysis activity
Source: RefSeq, a predicted model, not a curated record
AUGGCACCCAACCCCCCCUCCCUCCCCCUCUUCCUCCUCCCGCCACCAACAGUCCUCCUCCCCUCCGUCGUCCUCGCCCUCGGCGUCACCCGCCCCGACAACGCCGUCCUCAUCUCCGCCCUUCAUCGUCAGACACUCGCAUCUCCCGGGGAUCGACUUGUGGGUUGCGUGACUCUCGUCAAUGCAACGCAGUCUGAAGGAGCUGCUCCUAGUGACUCGGCCGCCACCGACGGACUUACGGACUCCGAUAGCGAUAAGCAGAUCGUCAAGCAUGGCCUAUCUACCAUCCACCACUUUGGUUGUCUUGCUCGCGUCGUCCGCAUCGAACGUGGCCCGACCGGCCAGCUCCAGGUCGUCCUCGAAGGCCUCUCCCGCUUCCGCAUCACCUCCCUCGUCUCUGCUGAGCCAUACUACACCGCCAACGUAUCCCACUUCAUCGACGCACCCCUCGACGCGACCGAUAUCCCGACCUACACCCUCGUCGCGCAACUCAAGCGUCUCGCGCGCGACCUCAUCACCUUCCUCAAAUCCUCCUCCUCCUCCUCCUCCUCCCCCUCCUCCUCCUCGCAACCGCCCCUCGCCGCCACCCUCCCGACCAACCCGCGCGCGAUCCGACGACUCGAAUCCGUCGUCAACCACUCGAGUUUCCAAGACUCGGGCAAGCUCGCGGACUUGCUUGUCUUUACGCUCGAUGUGCCGGUCGAGCAGAAGAUCGCGCUGCUGGCGAUCGAACCUACGAAGGAGAGGUUGGCAAAGGCGGUGGAGUUGUUGUCGCAGCAGAUUAAUAUGUUUAAGAUUUCGCAGUCGAUUAACACUUCUGUUGAUACUAAUCUGAAUAAGAAGCAGCGGGAUUUUCUUCUUCGUCAGCAGCUUAAAGCUAUCCGCCAAGAACUAGGAGACAAAGACGCAGAAGCAAAUGAAGAUGAAGACAUUGAAGAGCUGACGAAGAAGUUGGAAUCGGCCAACCUCCCCGCCGAAGCGGAGAAAGUCGUAACCCGCGAACUCAAACGCUUGAAACGGAUGCAGCCGACGCAGGCUGAAUACCAAGUGUGCAGGACGUAUCUAGAGACACUGAGUGAAGUGCCGUGGUCGACAGCGACGGACGACAAGAUCGACGGGGCGAUGAUCCGUGCCGCGAAAGAACAGCUCGAUCAUGACCACUACGGGCUCGACCAGGUCAAACGGCGGCUGAUUGAGUAUCUUGCUGUCAUCAGACUGAAGAGUCGCGGGCAGGACAAGAGCGUGAUUGAGAAAGCGCCGAUACUGUUGCUGGUGGGACCACCCGGAGUAGGCAAGACGUCGCUGGCGAAGAGCGUCGCGACCGCGCUCGGACGGAAGUUUGCGAGGAUUAGUCUUGGGGGUGUGCGCGACGAGGCUGAGAUUAGAGGACAUCGACGGACGUACGUGGGUGCGAUGCCGGGCUUGAUUGUGCAGGCGUACCGCAAGGCGGGGGUAAUCAACCCGGUGAUUUUACUCGACGAGAUUGAUAAGCUUGGCGAGAACAGCGUGCAUGGCGAUCCGUCUGCGGCCAUGCUCGAGGUUCUCGAUCCGGAGCAAAACAACUCGUUUGUGGAUCACUACAUCAACAUCCCGAUCGACCUGUCCAAGACGCUAUUUAUCGCGACCGCGAACUCGCUCGAGACGAUCUCGGCGCCGCUGCUGGAUCGGAUGGAGACGAUUGAGUUGUCGGGGUACACGUACUUGGAGAAGAAGCAUAUUGCGCAGCAGUACCUUAUCCCGAAGCAGAUUGUCGCGAACGGACUCGAGCCAGGCCAGGUCACGAUCACGGACGAUGCGUUGCUGAAGAUCGCGACGUGCUAUACGCGCGAAGCCGGCGUGCGGCAUCUCGAGCGGGAGAUUGCGUCGGUGUGUCGGGGUAAGGCUGUUGAGUUUGCGUCGCUCUACGAGGAUGAGAUCGAGCAUGAUGAUAUUAAAGGGAAGUACGAGGCGGUGGUGACGGAGCCCGAGAUUGAGAAAUAUCUCGGGAUGGAGAAAUUCGAGAACGAGAUUGCGAACCGGGAGAAUCGGCCGGGUGUCGUGACGGGACUUGCGUACAUGGGGUCUGGAAACGGCGGGUUGCUGUUCAUCGAAGCUAGCAAGUAUUAUUCGGGUUCUAGUGGCGGCGGCGGGCUGCAGUUGACGGGGAAUCUGGGGGCGGUGAUUAAAGAGAGCGCGAUGUUGUCGCUGACGUGGGUGCGCGCGCACGGGUUUGAGUUGCAGCUUGUUGAUUCCCGGACUGAGAAUCCGCUCGCCGGAUUCGACGUGCACAUGCACGCACCCGCCGGCGCGAUUCCGAAAGACGGACCGUCGGCGGGCGUAGCGAUGACAGUCGCGCUGGUCUCUCUUUUAACGAUGAAAGCCGUCCCAGCCGACCUAGCGAUGACGGGCGAGAUGACGCUGCGGGGCCAAGUUCUUCCCGUAGGCGGGAUCAAGGAGAAAGUACUUGCCGCGCACCGGGCCGGGAUCAGGAAGAUUUUGCUGCCGGCGCGGAAUCGGAAGGAUGUGGAGCAUGAGAUGCCGGCGAAUGUGAAGGAGGAGAUUGUGUUUGUUUAUUUGUUUAGUAUUUGGGACGCGCUUGCGGAGAUUUGGCCGGAGACGGUGCGUCCUGUUGCGAUAGUCGAGAGUCGGCUGUAGGCUACAGCAUCAGCUAUUUAUUCUUUAUCAUCUAUCUAUAUCUAAUACACUGCUUAUAUCUAUAUCAAGUAGUUAGUAGUAG